This is a messenger RNA of Cyclopterus lumpus (lumpfish), 6850 nucleotides long. Its product is annotated as RNA-binding protein Musashi homolog 2. Gene Ontology annotation, molecular function: RNA binding. Bases 180 to 1403 code for a protein of 407 amino acids. Gene Ontology annotation, cellular component: cytoplasm. The record is from RefSeq and is a predicted model, not a curated record. The transcript has 15 exons. Lineage: Eukaryota; Metazoa; Chordata; Actinopteri; Perciformes; Cyclopteridae.
GCCAAGGUAGAGCGUGCCGAGGAGAGGGAGGAGGGAGCAGGGGGCUGAGCUGAUCCCACGUGUGACGCUUUCAUUCCCGGCUCAGUAAUAUUCUCAUAGCGGGGCUUUGCAUAUCUCCUGCCGUAUCUGUGUGUGUCUGUCACUGUUACUGUAGUCCCAGCCUAUAGUUUGAAAUAGAUAUGGAAGGAGACGGGAGUCAAGCCACAUCCGGAAGCCUAAAUGAUUCACAACAUGACCCGGGUAAAAUGUUUAUCGGUGGCCUCAGCUGGCAAACCUCACCAGACAGCCUUAGAGACUAUUUUAGUAAAUUCGGAGAAAUAAGAGAAUGUAUGGUGAUGAGAGACCCCACGACAAAACGCUCAAGAGGAUUUGGGUUUGUUACAUUUACAGAUGCUGCCAGUGUAGAUAAAGUCUUAGCUCAACAACACCACGAAUUAGACUCAAAGACGAUUGAUCCUAAGGUUGCCUUUCCACGUCGCGCCCAGCCUAAGAUGGUCACAAGAACAAAGAAAAUUUUUGUGGGUGGCUUGUCAGCCAAUACAGUAGUGGAAGACGUGAAGCAGUAUUUCGAACAGUUUGGGAAGGUUGACGAUGCCAUGCUUAUGUUUGAUAAGACGACCAACAGACAUAGAGGAUUUGGCUUCAUAACUUUUGAGAGUGAAGACAUCGUAGAGAAAGUCUGUGAAAUUCAUUUUCAUGAAAUCAAUAACAAAAUGGUAGAAUGUAAGAAGGCCCAGCCCAAGGAGGUGAUGUUCCCACCAGGUACACGAGGGCGAGCCAGGGGUCUGCCCUACACCAUGGAUGCCUUCAUGCUGGGGAUGGGCAUGCUGAGCUACCCUAAUAUUGUGGCAACGUACGGCCGCGGAUACACUGGAUUCGCACCCAGCUACAGCUACCAGUUCCCCGGCUUCCCAGCAACAGCAUACGGACCGGUGGCGGCAGCGGCGGUAGCGGCAGCGCGUGGCUCAGGUAGGGGGGCCCGUGGAAGAGGCGGCUACUUGGCGUACCCACAGAGCACAGGGCCAGGCCUCCCCGAUUAUGGGUUUUACUCUACGCCCAGUGACCAGAGGGGGGGGCCCUGCUCCUUUGCUGACUAUGGCUCCCUGGGGCCCCAAGCGGCUCAGAUGCUGCACAGUGAGCAUGCCACCUCCGCCUGCAACUCCCCCCUCCAGCACCUACACAGCCCGGAUCAAUUUAAGAACCCAGGCGCCAACCCGUCAAGGCCCGGAGGUUUCCCCGGUGCUAACAGUCCAGGGCCUGUGGCUGACCUGUACGGACCUAGCAGCCAGGAUUCAGCUGUGGGCAACUACAUCAGUGCCGCUAGCCCUCAGCCUGGCUCCGGGUUUGGCCCCAGCAUCACCGGCCCGUUGAUUGCGACAGCUUUUACAAAUGGAUACCAUUGAACAGGUGGCCGGUUGCCAUCUCAUCAGAGCAGAGUAUAUCUGGUGGCCCAGGAAAGACAGGACGAAGUUUCUAAUUGGCUUUGUGUGCAGGUGAUGCUAUCCAACUUCAAGCACUACAGCGUCACCGAGGCAAAAAGAACGAGAGUCGGAACCAUAUGAAGAAGAAAAGAAAAACGUUAGUCAUCUCAGAAAAAUAACAACUGCUGUACUAUAAUCCAAACCUCCUAUAACUUUACGACCUGGUUUGGUCUGAUGUUUCACGUCGAUUUCAUUCACCAAUUUCCUUCCUCUGUUAGCUUUUGUUUUGAUUAGUUUUUAGGGAGUCAUUUUAGUUUUAACCUUUAAGUUCUGUGUCAUUUUAUUUGACCUUAUAGUAUAUUUGUGUAUUUGUUUGAAGUGCGGGGGUCAUAGCCAAGAAUAUCUGCAAGUCAUGUCUUCAUCUUUGUAGUGUAAAGGAGAAACGAUUGGGUGUCCCAUUCAGUCUUUCUGCAAGAAAAAAAAAGAAGCUCAGUGUGGAGAGAAUCGGAAGGAAAAAAAAUACAUUUUAAGGAAACUUUAAAGAGGGUAUCUAAGUAAUAAAUCUUAGUAGCUGUUUUAUUUCAUGUGAUGUCUCAUUGUUAACCAUAAUUACCUAUUUUUGGGCAAUACAAAGAGGACUCCAAUAUUUUUAUGGUCCUUUUUUAUAAGUGUUGUUUUUGUUGUUUAGAAAUAUAUAUAUAUGCUAUAACAAAUUUCAUAUAACUACAUUGUGAAUUCAAACUUGAGAAAAAGAAAUGUAGCUGUACAUAUUAUUCCAGUCACUGCAUAUAACCAACUCAGUGAGAGAAUAGCAUAUUUUUGUGAUGGUGUGUCAAAAGAACAUGUUAUAGCGUGUGAAUAGAAGAAAAAGCUGUAAACAGUUAUUAUUAUACUUUUUCUGCUGGAAGACGGUAUAAACGACCCCAGAGACAAACAGAACACACUUUCUCUGUAAAUACUGAAAGCCGAAUAAUUUUACAAGUGUCAUACCAGCAAAUUUACAAACGGUGAGUUAAGUCAACACAGUUUCAAGAAAAGAAAGAAGAAAAAAAAGAGCCUGAUUGGUAUCUUUUGUUUAACUGCUAAGAUAUCAGUAUCAUUCAAAGAGAGAGAGAGGAAGAAGAAGAAGGAAAAAAAAGAUGAUAAAUCCAAAGCACACUGUACUUAGAUGUGAAGAUUAGAACUUGUACCAGGCAUUUUACAGUGUCUGUGCGUCCUGACACUUUUAUACUCUGGAGAGGAACUUAAGUGUGUUAUUGUUUGUUCCAUCCUGCUUGUUCCCGAUUCGUUGUUGUAGGAACACGAGAUCUGGGCUCUGCCUCUGGAGCCUUUACGUAACGCGUGUUCUCUGAAUCAGUUCUCCGAUGAGCGAAUUAGGAAAGUCAACAUUUUGAUACCAUACCUCAGCCUUUGCGAGUCCCACCGUGGAAUCAUUGGCAGGUUUUAAUUUAUUCGAGUGGCAAAGUAAAUGAAAAACACUGAAAGGUAAUAAAGCGAGUAAUCAUUGCACUGUGAGUAGUAAAGUACAGGCCAUUUUCCUAUUUGCACAUGUUUAUGUCGGCUUUUUAAAAAAGAAAAACGGCCCUGUGCUUUGGGAUAGUAUGAAGGAUUUUGGGGUUAACGUAUUCUCGACUAGACAAACGCUUCAGAGUUGUGAGGUGAGUUAACAGCUUGGGAAGUAGUAACUGAUAUGUUGCAGUGUACGCUUGGAUCUCUUUAUAUAUUGGACCCAUGUCUCAUCUAAAGAUAUUUAUACAGGGUUAAAAGAUGACACUGAAUUAUUCACUCUCUGUCGCUGCACCAGGUUUUACACAGUGUGUGUGUGCCUAAUGAUUUUACUCAUGACGAACAUUUAAUAAUAAUAUGCUCCGCUCCGGUUUUUAAGAGUCAUCAAUGGAAUGAAUGGCGUGUCUUCUGAAAUACUUUACCUGCGGCAGGUGUACAUGUUGUUUUCAUUUUACCCACUUCUUGUCUCAUUUCUUUUAUGUUCAAAACAACCAGGUAAAGAAAUAUGCUGGAUACUUCUAAAGUAAAAUGAUAUGGAGGUGUGAUCAAGUAAUAAUUUAAAGAGUAAAGAAAAAAAGACAACCCUUGUAAUGUUCAAAUGUAAAAGAAAAUAAGAAAUACAAAACUAUAAAAAAAAAAAAAAAGAAAGAUGCUUCUUUGCUGAUUUCAAGUUUAAUCAGAGUUUUAUUGAUACGUUGUGGUUUAUAUAUUAAUAAUUGUAAUAUACUAUUAAAAUGUACUGUGCAUCCAUUGCUUUCUCUCUUUCCAUUCCCCAUCCUCAGAGAUCCUACUUCUUUUGUUGAUCAUUCAUGUAUUUCAUUAGUGUGUAAAGAAAUCACAGUUAACUUGUAAACAGAGUGCUGUCUUUGAUACCAGUGUAGUGGUCUUUGUUGUUCUCCCUUGCUCUACCUCUCCUUUCUCUCAUAUUUAUCCCUCUCCCUCUCGCGCUCUUUUUCUAUCUCCUGUAAUUACAAAGUAGAUGUUAUAUAGGACUCAUUAAUAUAAUACUUGUAGUGAAUAGUGGAUUUAGGACCAGUCAAGAUAGACCUUUCUCUAAAUGAUCAUGUUAUUCUGAGAUUUGCAGUCAAUUAUUUUGAUAGAGGUUCAUUGUAAUUUAUUCCCUGUAUGUUUUCUUUUUGGUUCGGUUUUGCCACUCUCACAUGGUUUCAGCUAACCAAAGCUCUCAUGGAUGAACAAUAGAGAACAGUUGCUGUAAGAUGGAAUUGUACACAAGGCAUUAUUUGGAUCCCCACCCUUGAAUGUUUUAAAAGGGGUGUGCCAUACUACCUUAAAUGCUAACGCUAGAUAUGCAAAACUGUUAUUUUUGAUUACUUUCUAAGAGGGACACACGUUAUAAUCAUGGACAAAGAUUUUAUGUAAAAAGUAUUUCAUAUUUUUUUAAGAAACAUACCAAUGAUUAUCACACUAGUCAUAGUUCUGCUUAAAUAGCAUGUUCACACUAUUUGUACACUUUGGAAAUAUCCCAUCUGCCUUUUAGACAAUACUGUUAUUGAACCUCUAAACUUUCAUUAAUAAGUCUAAUAGUUUAAAGCUUCCAUUCUGGGAACUAGCUUUUGUUUUAACCGGCAAUCAAUGUCGUUCACGCAUAUUGACGUUAUAGAGGCGUUAAUGUACGAAUAAAAGCGACCUACAGCAAAAGGCUCCAUUAAACAGAAGACUUCUGUCUCCAAAGCAAUAUUACAGCUGUUGAGGAUUUGGCUGUGAAUCAGGGAAUUCAUGUCCUGACAUUGGACCGGCACCCUAAACCUGUGAUUCACUGCUGAGAGGAGGAAGGAUGCUAUUUAAGCUUAAUUGAGUUUAAAUGCUCUAAAUUUCUAUAAAAUGCCAUGUCGAAGAAUGUCCAUAAUUCAAACCUGUUAGAUUCCCACAAACAGCUGCGUUUCAAGUAAAAACAAAACUAUUAUACAGCCUCAAGCUGUGUGCGCACGGCAAGUUAUUUUUUGAGUUUAAUUUCAAUGAAACAUAAUUCGAGUUAUUUCAUUAUUUCACCUCAUGGGGUCCUAAAAUUGAAUCCUGGCACAUUAAUAAAUAACAUUAGUGUCUAUUGGUUUUCUUCAUCCACUAUAAACUGUCACAUGACAUACAGUAAGCACAGUAAUUGCAGCUUUUGAUAGUGAUGCUAAACACAAAUUAUUCCAAUGAACCAGCAAGUAUACGGGACAAUGUGUUAUUUAGAAAUAAGCAAAGAGAUAUUAUCCCAAAAGACAAUGUCCACAUGUCCAAUAAUAUUCAUAAUUAUUGUUAAAUAAUAAAAGCAAGUAAUCGCAGUGGACAGGAAAAUCGAGUAUUUGAAAACCUAAAAUAAUAUCUAUUUAAAGAAAUAACAUGUUUCAAGUAGUAUCGCCUCAAUUGCACAUUUUAGUGUCAAAAAAAACAAUUUUAAUAGGAGUACCAACUUAUGUGUGCUAGCAAAGUUAGACACGGUUAAAGAAAGUGUUCCUCCCUUUCACUUGUUCCGUUUCAUUAUCUGAAUAUUUUAUCAACGAAUAAACUAUCACUAAAACCACCUACACACUGACAUCAGACGCUCGUCUAAUGAAAGUAUGAAAUAUAUUAUUUAGCUUUUCUCCCACUGUUGCAGCAACCUGGUGGCUCAGACUUAGAUGAACCCUCAUUCUCCCUCUCACAAUAUAAAAAUGGACUCUUCCAUUGUUUUGUGAUCCUGUAGCUUGGACUUUAAGGUAGCAUGGCUCCGUUGCUGUAAUUUAAUUUUAUCUCAAACUGACAGCAGUUUACAGCUGAUGAAUGUUACACAUCUUAGUAGACUAGCGUAUCCAUUUGGGAAAAGGGGCGGGGUCUUGAUUUAAGAAAAAGAAAUAUAAUCAAAAAAGAAAAAAAGUCAACCUGGAAGGUGUUGACAUUUGUAGUGUACUACCGUAUCCAUUUAAACUUGAAUCUUGAGGCAAGUGCUAGGCAAUGGCCAACCGAUUUAUCCCAUCCGCUGGGGGAGAAGCCCGCCCUGAAGCCACGCUCGGGACAUUUCUGUCCCCUUGAAUCUGUUUUAUGAAGAUGGACAACUGGCGUCAGGCGAGGACUGUUUCAGGCUCUGCUCUGUUUCCAAUGAACUGAACAGACUUUGAAGGCCCAUUGAACGUUCUUGAGCAUUGACGCCCAAAAGCGGCUUAUUGGUAGUGGGGCUAAUGGUUUUAAACCAGACCAUGUACACCCUUAUCUCUGAGAGAUACUGGAUGUUGUCACGGUGACCACGAAGUUAGUCUCCCGGUCCACGGAAGUGACUCUCGCUACCGACCGCCAUUUCUCGGGUCGACUCUCUCGUUUUUUUCCGGGACGCGAGGAUCGGUUCAUGUUCGGAAAAAGAUUUCGACCGAACCCUUCGAGGUGACGGAAGUAGCGCGAGUUCGACUGUACUGUCGCGUUUCAGGGCGACUUUCCCCCUCCAGUCCAAAACCAUUCGCCAUCUCACCCACGCUCAUGGCUGGAUAUAUACAAUUGCAAUGUAUAUGUGUAUAGAUGAAUAUAUAUAUUUGCAAUUUUCACCCAUUUGAACAAUGUUAGACUGGAGACCUCAGCUGUAGACAGAAUACUCUUCACACAGCUCCACCCAGGUUCAUUAUUAGCUUAUGUUCACCCACACGAGAGUUCACCCCUGGCGUGUUGUCGAGUUUGGAGCAGACCGCAUGGCCUAGAGGGGAGCCUGGAAGCUCUUCAGACUGCAUGGACGGCAGUGUGAGGCUCUGCUGUGCUUCCAUGUUUCUGCAGGCUGAGCACAGAGCUCUCUUCACUGCUGUCUGCCCAUUCCUAACACUUGCCCCUUUUUUUUAUGUUAACCGACUUUUUAUGGCGAGAGACAGACAGACUUGACUGACAUCUGAAAGCAUCUUUCAGGUUAUCAUAUGGCUUGCUUAAGCCCUGUUGUAAAAAUAUACUAAAAAAAAAAAGAA